AUGUCUGAAGUCAAGCAGUUCCCUACGGUAGAUCUCAGCAGGGAGAGCAAAAAGGCUUCCGUUCAACAAUCGAAUGCGAAUCAAAAUCCAAGAUUAAUCAAGAAAAAUCGUACUCAUUACAAUUCUAUGAGUCACGCAGGAGUUAAUGGUCUUACUCUUGCUACUACUGGUGGUGCCCCCGGAGCAGGAAACAUUCUGUGUAAUCGCACAUCUUAUGGCAAGAAUAGCCGCAAGCCCCGUAAUGGCUUUCGGCGUGGAUCAAGAAAAGCGUCUGACAAAGACGUUUGGGACAUCGCUUGUGAUGAAUUGGAUGAGUUGGAGCUUGAUCCAAAUGACCCAGACUAUGAGUCUGAUGAAGAGAGUCCUGAAGUCCUCGGAAACAUAAAAGCAGCUUAUAAUGAAGAAGAAUUCGAUAACCGCGUUUCAGAUCUUAUUCAUGCGUACUAUGAUCAUUGCAAUGUUAACGAAAUAAUUGAAGCCUUACAAGGUAUUGCAAUGACUCCAAUGCAAAGAAGACGUCUUCCUGUUCUAGCUAUUAAUCUGGCCCUCCAACAUAAGGUUGGCCAUUGUGAACUGACUUCGGAGUUACUCUCUGAAAUGUGCGGCAAGAUUAUUAGCAUGUCUGGGAUGCAACAAAGCUUCCGCCUGCUCCUUGACGAUAUGCCUGAAAUCGUUAUUGAUGUUCCUAAGGCUCCUGAUUAUAUUGGUCGCUUCAUUGCUCGCGCCGUUGCGGAUGACAUCCUCCCGCCAAAAUUCGUUCAACAGUACAAGGAUUUGAAUGCCGUAAUGCCACCUCCUGGUACAUCUCCUAUUGUAUCUGAUACUGUUCAUCCUCCGGUUCGCAUAGCAUCACGCCAUAAUAGCGUAAAUUUCCCAGAAAGUGUAGGAGCGACUCGUAGCAGUUCUGGUGUUAGUUCAUGCGAUACCAACAUGUCUCCACCUAGUGGAGAUGAGCCUAACUAUGCUCUGCAAGCUAUCAACAAUGCGGAAUCACUCCUCACUUCAAACCACGCAUACCGUCAUUUAGAUAUUGUCUGGGGAAUUCCACCAAAUGAGCGUGUUACAACUAUGUUGAUGAAGCAAAUCUACUCCAUUAUCAUGCGCUACGCUAGUGGUGGUAGAUUUGAGACCGUCAUCAGCAGCUUGAAUGAUCUUGAUUCUCCGCAUUUCCUACAUGAGGUCGUCUAUCAGGCUAUUAUUAUCGCAAUGCAAUACAAUGAAAAAGACGAAGUGAGAAUUAAGAUGCUAGAACUGUUGGAUAAAUUGUGUCGUGCUGUUAUUAUUAGCUACGACCAGUUGGUGACUGGUGUUAGAAGAAUUUAUACUGAAUUACCCACUCUCCAGCAGGAGAUGCCCAUUAUUUAUGUUCUUCUUGAGCGUUUCUUGCGCACUGCCGUUGAGAUGGGUUUUAUGCCUCAAAAGCUCGCCAAAGAGAUGCCCAAAAAUCCAAGAAGAAGGUUUGUUUCGGAGGGUGAUAGUAUUCGCAAAACGAGCGGUGCAAUCGAACGCAUCUAG
This is a messenger RNA of Rodentolepis nana, 1515 nucleotides long. Lineage: Eukaryota; Metazoa; Platyhelminthes; Cestoda; Cyclophyllidea; Hymenolepididae. The record is from the annotation of a GenBank genome assembly.